Messenger RNA from Phanerochaete carnosa HHB-10118-sp, 712 nucleotides. RefSeq lists its product as uncharacterized. Lineage: Eukaryota; Fungi; Basidiomycota; Agaricomycetes; Polyporales; Phanerochaetaceae. The transcript has 2 exons. Bases 74 to 712 code for a protein of 212 amino acids. The record is from RefSeq and is a predicted model, not a curated record.
UGGAGGCUGACUCCAGGUCAGAUAUGUAUUUAUUCACCCGCUUUGCUCUGGCCCCGGCAACACAUCUUACAACAUGAUCAUGACGAUACAGAGCAUCUUGCUCCUCCUCGUCGCUGGCCAUCUUUUCGUGCUAAACUCUUUGUGCACACCGAAGGCCUUCGACACCAACGGUACCUCCCUCAUCACGGCGCCGGCGGAUGCGGCCCUCGGGCCGUGCCCGUUCGCGUUCCCCGCGCCGCUCACCUUUGAGGAAGCCAUCGUUGACCUCUGCCCCGUCGACGGCAACAACGACCACCAUCCCGUCGACAUCUCACCGGGCGCUAAACCAGCUGCGCCUCCGAAAGCUGGUGUGGUCACCAACACUUUGUCGACGACGCCUGGGUCUGUCAACGUCUGCUUCAUCCCGCCUUCAUCCCUCGUCCAACGCUCCUCUCCCGCCAGCCAGCCAGGAGCGUAUGACGCCUGGGUCGACGUCGAUGAGGACGUCCGUCGCAACGAAGACAAAGGCGAGGUCGACUGGGCCGGGCUUGCGCUCCUGGCUCAGCGCGCAUGCUUCGUCGCGCUGGUUUUCUUCCUGACAGUACGUCGCCUGGGACCCCUGUCAGACUCUUCGUUCUCGCCAGCUCGUGGAUGGAAUCAAGUCAAGCGUGGCGGCGGCGACGGCACUCGAGUCGCUCAACACGGUCUUGGAGGCGUCGAUCUCGGGCUUUGA